Messenger RNA from Cydia strobilella, 1138 nucleotides. RefSeq lists its product as uncharacterized. Gene Ontology annotation, molecular function: structural constituent of chitin-based larval cuticle. The transcript is spliced from 6 exons. The record is from RefSeq and is a predicted model, not a curated record. Gene Ontology annotation, cellular component: chitin-based extracellular matrix. The coding region runs from base 1 to 1071 and encodes 356 amino acids. NCBI's taxonomy places the organism in Eukaryota, Metazoa, Arthropoda, Insecta, Lepidoptera, Tortricidae.
AUGACCUUCUUCCAGCAAGUUCCUCCCAACGCUCAGGGUCGAAUGGCUAAAUUCGCGUUGAAUGACGAAUGCAUGUGCGGCUCGCACAUCGAUGCUGACUGUCCAGAUCUAGUAGCACGAAUUAUUAGGAUCGCUAUCCCCUUUGUGCCCAGAAUUCCCCUAAGGCCGCGAACUCAUAAUCUCUUGGCAGCCCCAACCACACGCACUGUAGCGCACAGAAACUCUCCGGCCAUGCGCUUUCUUUCUUGUAUUCUCCUCUGCUGCUCGUUAGCAAGCGGGCAGAUACUUUCCUCUCCUCUACCCCUCGGCGUGUCGCCCGUGUCCUACGUGCCUCCAGGUCUAACCCCAACACCACCGGUGGCCCCAACUAUCUUCCCCUUCGGCCCUACUCCAAGACCACUGGUCCCUGGAGUCGCUGGAUACAACAACCCGUAUUACAACCCUGCCGCGGGGCCUGCUGUGCCUAUUCUGACAUAUAGCAACGAUCAUGGCGCUGAUGGCAGCUAUUCUUACAGUUUUUCCACUGCCGAUGGAAAACAAGUUCAAGAAACUGGGUACCUGAAAGACGCUUAUAUCGACAACGCAGGGGAACCCCAAGGAACGCAGGUAGUGCAGGGCAGCUACGCCUACGUCGCGCCGGACGGCACGCCGAUUCAAGUCAGCUACAUCGCUGAUGAAAAUGGAUUCAGACCUUCAGGAGUUCACAUCCCCGCCAAUGGUAAAGGCGUGUUACCAGCACCCGUGCUAGACAAGGACGGCAAACCAAUCAUCGACCGAGCUUUCAACAAUCCCUACAGCCCCUUCAACCGCUUUGACGGCCGCAACAGCGGGUACAAUGGGUACAGCGGGUACAGCAGAUUGAACAGACCCUACGACCCGAGGUACCCGUAUGAUGCCCGGUAUCCCCAGGACCCUCGCAAAACCUACGACCCCAGGUACCCCUAUGAUCCCAGGUACCCUUACGAUCCGGCUACCUACAAUCCUUACAACCCCUACCGUCCCUCCUGGUUGAACAACGUAGACAACAACAACAAGCAGUAUAAGAAGGAGGAACCAAAAAAGGACGCAUAAAACGAUUGUAAUCAUGAGCUACUAGUUAUAUUGUGCUAGAUUAAUUAUAAUGAAAUUAAAGUACUGU